GCGAACAACGUGGUUUCGCGCGUCGCAAUUCAUAUUCGUGCGAAAGUGCAUCCCGCGCAUUGGUGUAUCGUGUGGAGAAACUGACGACAUGCCGCAGCCUUCGAUCCACCUUCUGCUGUCAAAUUUUAUGUGUAACUGACCCGUCAGAAUCGCAGCAGUCAUGGAAGCGAGUGUCGAGACGACGCCAGCCGCAGCUCCCGAGAGCAAAGAUGCCGCUUCUCCCGAGGAGGUUGCUUGUCACUCGGAGUCUCGCAAAGACGGGACGCCUCAACCAGCCAAGUUCGACAGCGGCAUGGCUCGGAUAAAGCCAGAAUUCCUAAAGCAGAGCCAACCGCGGCAUGUGGAGGCAGCGUUUGUUGCCCCUUCUGACCGCACGAGUGCGCCAACGGACGGGGAGCAGCCACCGCGCAAGAAGCUGCGUGGCCAAAACCACAGCCGACCACACCACCGGCCACAGCCGCAGUCGGCCAAGCUCUGUUUCCGGCACCUGGCCAAAGAGGGCUCCUGCCCGCACGGGGAGCAGUGCCGAUACAGCCACGACCUUCAGGCAUUCCUGUCGGCAAAGCCCGCCGACCUUGGAGACAAGUGCCCUCUGGUGGAAGCGCACGGCGGCUGCCGCUACGGGGCCGUCUGCCGCUUUGCCGAAGCACAUCCAGGAGGCGCCACUGCGGCACCCCACUCGGUUGAUGGCAUUUCUGGUACUCCGGGAGAGUGCAAUGCCUUGAGCAAGGAACUCCAGCAGGCACUCAGGAAGAGGCACUUUGACUUUGGACCGUCCGAAAAGAUCCUGAAGGAAAUAUCGUGUGGAGCUGCUAUUAAUGGAGUGACCAACAGCCAGACAUUGAACGAAUGCAUCGAUGAUGUGGGACCUGAAGAGCCCAAGAAGGUGGACUUCCGAGGAAAGCUGUACCUGGCCCCCCUUACCACGGUGGGCAACCUUCCUUUCCGAAGAGUGUGCAAGGAGUUCGGGGCUGACAUCACGUGUGGAGAGAUGGCAAUGGCUGCCAACCUGCUCCAGGGUCAGCCGUCAGAGUGGGCCCUGCUGAAGCGACACUCCUCGGAAGACCUCUUUGGAGUCCAGUUGUGUGGAGCGCAUCCAGAUGUGAUGACGCGUUGUGCCCAGCUGCUCAAAGACAAAUGCAGUGUAGACUUUGUUGACAUCAACAUGGGGUGUCCCAUUGAUUUCGUCUACAAGAAGGGUGCAGGAUCGGGGCUCAUGGGUCGUGCCAAGAAGCUUGCCGAGAUUGUCUACGGCAUGGUGGGUGUGCUGGACAUUCCCUUGACGGUGAAGAUGCGUGCAGGCAUGCACGAAGGCCGCCCCAUUGCUCACCAAGUGAUUGCCCAGCUCGUUGAGGCUCCUCGCAAGCCGGCACUCAUCACAGUGCACCCACGUUCCCGUGAGCAGCGCUACACCAAGUCGGCCGACUGGGCUUACCUGGACCGUUGCGCACAGGCAGCCAGCCCCAUCCCAGUGUUCGGCAGCGGGGACGUGCUGAGCUGGGAGGACGCUGAGAAACGGCUUUCCGAGACGUCUGUCAGUGGGCUGAUGAUUGCCAGGGGAGCCCUGAUCAAGCCGUGGAUCUUCACUGAAAUCAAGGAGAAGAGGCACUGGGACAUUUCCUCCUCAGAGCGCCUCGACAUCCUGCGCAGAUACACUGCCUAUGGUCUCGAUCACUGGGGCUCGGACACCGAGGGUGUGGAGCGGACACGACGAUUUCUUCUGGAGUGGCUGUCAUUCCUCCACAGGUACAUCCCCGUUGGCCUCCUGGAGGUUCUUCCCCAGAAGAUCAACGAGAGGCCACCGCCAUAUCGUGGCCGCGAUGAUUUGGAGACCCUCUUUGCCAGCCCAUCAUGUGCCGAUUGGCUAAAAAUCAGUGAAAUGCUCUUGGGACCUCUACCUGAAGGAUUCAGCUUCCUGCCCAAGCAUAAAGCCAAUGCCUACUCAGUAUAGCGAGUCUGCAGGUCGGAAGACGGCACCUUGGCAUGGCAAAUAGCUUCCUUCCAACUCUGCAUCUGUGUACAGUGAUAUUAGACGAUCCUACUCAAGCACUGUUAAGUGCAGCGUGAUUUUAAGUGCACCAUUGAAAAUGGAUGUUGUUGAUCUGUCACAUGAAUUUGGAUGUCAUCAUUGAUUCAUAUAUCAUAAUGUGAAUAAAGGAAGGAGUUUUUGCAACAGCACCCACGUUGCUCCAGUGGCUGCCGCAGAAGCUUGAAAACGUGUGUAUA
This is a messenger RNA of Rhipicephalus sanguineus (brown dog tick), 2226 nucleotides long. It is a transcript of the gene Dus3, whose product is annotated as tRNA-dihydrouridine(47) synthase [NAD(P)(+)]-like. Lineage: Eukaryota; Metazoa; Arthropoda; Arachnida; Ixodida; Ixodidae. The coding region runs from base 161 to 1951 and encodes 596 amino acids. Gene Ontology annotation, molecular function: tRNA dihydrouridine synthase activity; RNA binding; flavin adenine dinucleotide binding. The record is from RefSeq and is a predicted model, not a curated record. Gene Ontology annotation, biological process: tRNA processing. The transcript is spliced from 14 exons.